AUGAUUAAUAACGAAAUCGGUAAAGAUAUUUCUAGUUCUUACAACGGAUUUGUCCUUCAGUUUGAUAUUUUUUGCGGAUUGAACGAACCCCUAGAACAAAUUAUUGAGUGUCAGCUGAAAGCUUACACCAAGACACAUAUUGCCCAUCGAUAA
Acaulospora colombiana is the source of this 153-nucleotide messenger RNA. The record is from the annotation of a GenBank genome assembly. NCBI's taxonomy places the organism in Eukaryota, Fungi, Glomeromycota, Glomeromycetes, Diversisporales, Acaulosporaceae.